This is a messenger RNA of Cephus cinctus (wheat stem sawfly), 5463 nucleotides long. Its product is annotated as serine/threonine-protein kinase OSR1. Gene Ontology annotation, molecular function: ATP binding; protein serine/threonine kinase activity. Lineage: Eukaryota; Metazoa; Arthropoda; Insecta; Hymenoptera; Cephidae. The transcript has 12 exons. The record is from RefSeq and is a predicted model, not a curated record. Gene Ontology annotation, biological process: protein phosphorylation. Bases 675 to 2555 code for a protein of 626 amino acids.
UUCAGUCGAUGGCGAACUUAGGAUGAUCUGACAUCUCAUACAGAGUGACGAAUUUACCUUACCAAUAAAGCAGCCGUAAUAUUCGGUGAAAUAGGAAAUCGAGAAUUUCCUUUCGAUUGGUGAAAAGUUUCAUGAUCUGAUGUUUCGAUAUAUCAACGCGAUUCGUAAAGCUUCGAUAGGAUAUGCAAUUGAUUCAAUGGAUUUUCCAUGACGACGUUAAAAGUCCGUGCACAAUCGAAUAAUUAUAAAUUAAUAGUAAAGUGGGAUUCUGUCUUUUUUUUUUCACGUACCCUCGUUUGCUUGUGAUUUUACGAAUAAUAUGUCACAGUGUAAACUUUGACAUGGCAGCCGAUCUCUGCCUCAUCGGAUCUAUCAAGUCAGCGACUGACAGAAAUAUCGCGUUUGCUGAACUACGUAGGUGAAAACGAGCAUCGAACAACUUGGUACAGGACUAUUUUUAGCCGACAGGAUGGGGUUACCCCUUGAUAGUAGCUAAAAAUAGGGAGUAAGGCCAAUCCAGGCCCAAUUAUUCCAUUUAGGUAUUUAGGUGACAAUCGACCGACCGUCAAUUUAGAAAUAUUCCACACGCUUAGUCAGGCACUCUGAGCAACGGUGCAGUACAUCGAAUGUAAUCUGCAUACGCAGUACAAAAAUCCAUAAAGGUGGUCAACAACAUGCGCCAACGUAAGACGGGGGCGUUGAGCGCCGCGACUACCGGCGCUCCGGAGGAGGAGCAGCUGAAGUUUCAAGACAGCAGAUUUCUGACAACUUUGGUACUCGGCAGAAGUAGGAAAAUUUCGCCCGACGUGUUGCCAUCGUGUUCGCCAGGAAUCUUUCGGCAGAAAUCGUUUCGCUCGGCGACGACGCGGCCGACGAACAGCGAGUGGACAUCGUCCUUAAAGAAGGAUAAAGAGCGCGGACGCGUCGCGACGUCGAAUCAAGAGAAUCGGCCAAGAGAAAAUUCACAUACGAAGAGUGGUGGAGUACCGGGUCCUCGGGGCACCAGAGUCACCAGCAAACACUCGCGUCUCGGCACGGUACUGGCCAACAAAAUGGCGUCUGCGAGCUCCACUGCGGUCGUACAGGGCUGGCCUAACACCAAAGACGACUACGAACUCAAAGAAGUUAUCGGUGUCGGCGCAACUGCAGUAGUCCACGCCGCUUUCUGCAUUCCCCGCCAAGAAAAAUGUGCGAUCAAACGAAUCAAUCUGGAAAAAUGGAAUACGAGUAUGGACGAGUUAUUGAAAGAAAUUCAGGCAAUGUCGUCUUGCAAUCACGAAAACGUAGUAACGUACUACACGUCCUUCGUGGUGAAAGAAGAGCUCUGGCUCGUCCUAAGAUUACUGGAAGGUGGAUCUUUACUCGACAUAAUCAAACAUAAAACCAGAACCACUAAUUGCAAACACGGUGUGUUUGAUGAACCUACAAUAGCAACGGUACUUCGGGAGGUACUCAAGGGUCUUGAGUAUUUUCACAGUAAUGGACAAAUACACAGGGACAUAAAAGCUGGUAAUAUUCUCCUGGGGGAGGAUGGGACCGUCCAAAUCGCUGAUUUCGGCGUAAGCGCUUGGCUGGCAACGGGUCGAGAUCUGAGUAGACAAAAAGUGAGGCACACCUUUGUCGGCACGCCGUGUUGGAUGGCACCUGAGGUCAUGGAGCAGGUGAGAGAGGAUCAUGGCUACGACUUCAAAGCCGAUAUUUGGUCUUUGGGAAUUACUGCUAUUGAAAUGGCAAGUGGUACAGCACCUUACCACAAAUAUCCACCGAUGAAAGUGUUAAUGCUGACAUUGCAAAAUGAUCCUCCGACCUUGGACACGGCUGCAGAUGACAAAGAUCAGUACAAAGCUUAUGGUAAAACGUUUCGCAAGAUGAUCGUAGACUGUUUGCAAAAGGAUCCAACAAAAAGACCGACGGCUACGGAACUAUUGAAACAUCCUUUCUUCAAAAAGGCUAAGGAUAAGAAGUACUUGCAGCAAACUCUGGUCGCCAUCGGACCCAGCCUCGAGACUCGAGUACAAAAAGCCUCAAAAAGACAGCCUGGCACAUCCGGCCGUUUGCACAGGACAGUGACGGGUGAGUGGGUGUGGUCAUCAGAAGAAGAAGAUAGUGGUGCUUCGAGUGGCGAAGAGGGUAAAGAGACCCUUCCGGUUAAUACUAUCGACAAUGGAAGCAGCGAUGAGGAGGUUCCUGAACCUGAAGAAUAUUAUGGUCAGGUUAAGUCUGCGCAAAGUCGUGUUGCCAUACCAACCGCAGAACAAAACGUUCCCAUCAAUCUUGUACUCAGAUUGCGCAAUCAAAAACGUGAACUUAACGAUAUUCGAUUCGAAUUCGCGGUGGGUGUCGAUUCCGUGGAAGGAAUCGCUGCUGAACUGGUAGGAGCGGGUCUUGUUGAUGCAAGAGACAUUGUUGUAAUUGCAGCAAAUUUACAAAAACUUAUUGACAGUGCCGGCCAGUUACGGACAGUCACAUUUUCCCUGAAUUCGGGAUAUGCUGCUAACGAGGUACCGGAUGACAAGGCGUUAAUCGGAUUUGCUCAGAUCUCUAUAACCGAUUAAAUAUUUCGCAAGUGUUCUGAAAUCUCAGGAUAACAUUCUUAAUCAAUGCUAUUUGCGGAAAAACGCAAAAUUGCCAGAAGCUUUAAUCUUAGUGUCAUGAUAAUAAUGGCGAGUACGAUAUCAAUAUCGAAGAAUAGCCGUCGUGGCUAGAUGGAAAGUAGAAUUUACUUGGAACAAUCAGAGAAAAAGACAGCUUCGAAAAUUAAGUUGCGCGACAUUGCGUACAGCUUUCCGUCUUUCCUUUUCUUUUGGUGUUCUAUUCAUAAGCCGCCACGAAAUCUUCAUUGCAAAACGUAAAAUAAUCCAAGACUCACGUUUUUCUAUAUUCCGUUAAUCACGGAACGCUCAGAAGUUAAUCUAAUCUAGCCAUUGCCAGAGAUAUGACUAUGAACUGUAUGCAGAUAUACGAAAAAGAAAUCUGAAAAAUGUAGAUUAUCAUCUUGUACUGGCUUAAGUCGUUUAGACAUACAUUAAGGUAUAACGAUCGUAGCUUCAUAUAAUCAAUUUGUAACGUUCGUGUUAUGUUAAUUUAUGUAAAUAUUAGUAAUUUAGUGAAACAUUAAGCUUCUUUUUGAAGAUUGAGGGUCGAGAGAAGGGAAAGCGAAGAAAUAUCUUAACGAAACUAAUUUUCGAAUUGAUUGAACGAAAGAAUGGUGAUUUCUGAUAAAGGUGCUUCGGGCAUCUUAUUUACUUAUUUGAGAUUUACCUGGUUUGCUUUACGUGCCGGAUAUUCUGUCGAAUAAGUUAGGUACAUUAUAUAUAUGGGGUCUUAUAAAGUCACCAGUUUUCGUGGUACAAAAUACAAAUUACUGAAAUAUAUCUUUCGUGCUUCGUACCUUAGGACAUAGGAGACACAAGAGUACUAAAAUUGUUUUGUACUUAAUCAAAUAGAAUUAUAAUAGUGUAACCAUAUUUUCAUGGCUUUUAGAUGUAGUUGUUCUAGAACUUAAACUUUCCACUCGCCUUGCAAUCAAUUUUAGGAAGUAAAAUAACGAGUGCUACUGUGGAAUCACUAAUCAUUGGAGAAUCACACAGAACCAAGAAUUAUUAUCAAAUUCAAAAAGUCAAUACUAGAGUAUUUGUACUGUUGCGUAUCCUGACAAUACGUCUCUUCGCUUCAAUAACAAGUGUUCAGUAGUACCAGUCGAAUUGAAUUCACAUGGAGAUAAAGUCACCGGGUUAAAUUUAUUUUCACAAUAUUCUCGUAAUGCGAGUCAGUGAUUCGCGUAUCACUUACUAUAAUAGGCAAUUGCCUGCACAGUGUACGCUAAAUGACCCUAAAUUGAAUGAGUUCAUUCAGAAAGGCUUACAGCUUAUUAGUUUAAUACAACAGUCGAUGCAGCAUAGCAACAAUUAUAUUGUAAACAAUAGAGAUACUAGUUUUCUUUUUGCUCUACGUCUUCACUGAUUCUUUGUUUUUGUAUGCAUUCAAUAAGCAGCCAAGUGAAAAUUCAUUAGAGGGAUCAUUCAUUUAUGAAUUUAUUUGUAAAUACAUGCCGUUUGCGUUUUGAACUUCGAAAACCAGAGGAACAGUUUCUCGAUUUAAUGAAUAAAUGCCAGAUGAACGUCCUAUCGUGAUUCGAUUAUUGCGGAAUGGCCUGCGUGGUAUUGCAAAGUGCAUUGAAAGGAUAAACUGAAAUGAUAAUAAUAAUUGUCUUAAUAGUCCAACUAGCUGUAAAAGAUUUAGCUAGUUACGUCUGAGAUGGCACUAUCCUGUAGCACGUAGAUUUCCUAUACUAUAGACGUUUUUUAAUACUUGAACCAAAUUUUUACCCAUUAUUUUAGUCUGAUUACGUCACGAUAAUGUAUGUGCCUUAUCCUGAUACAAUAUCGGCGUUUCCUUACCACUCUAGAUAUUGAUUUCUCGUUGAAUGUCAAUCGCAAGGGACUCGUUGAUGUCCCUAAUCAAUAAUGAGAAUAAAAACGGAAAAAGAGUAAUUCAAGAAGAUACGAUUAUCAUAUGAAAUAACAUCACUAGUGCCGUGCGAUUAAAGUGCGCGUUCCAUCUAGGUGUUAUCUAUGUACCGAAAACAUAAUUUAUUUGUAUUAAUAUCAAACAAUAUUUAGCAACAACGUUAUUGUGCUUUAUUCCAUAACAUUGCGAUGGCCAACUUAAAAUUUUAGCGAGUACGUAUAUAAAGAAUAUAUGAUUUGGCAACAAACGGAAGUGCACGACUUACUUAAUUUUUAUUUCAAUUCUAUUAUGUAGCGAGACAUAUAUAUAUAUACAUAGUUCUAUUUAUAUAUAUAAUAUAUAUAUCGCGCGAGCAAGCGAAAAGCCUUGCUUUUAUUAUCAAUCAAUAUUAUUGCAAUAAAGCGUUACUCUUUGUAUAUUAUACGCUCGAUUUUUAUAAACGGACGCGAUUUCACGUCGGAAACGUUUCUUCGUAUUUUCUCGGGAUUACACUGCAUCUGGAUAAAUAAUUCCUUGCCUCUCAUUCCCCCUGUACAUUUAUCGCAAAUGGCAGUAAUUUUUCCAGGGAUUGUGUGUGAAUAUAAAAAAAAAUUAUUGCAAUUAUAAGUCCCGUGACAAGUCCCGUAUAAACAAUCAUACACUGACAUUUUACUUUGAUUAUUCGAUUAGUCUUUGCUUGAGAUUAUUUUACGUUUAAUAAAGUAUCUGUUUCGAGGUUUUAUACAAGCAAUAGAGCUUUCUUUAUUGAAUGACAAUGUUAUAUUAUUACUUACGAUAGAAAGGGCAAUGUCUGUCAUCUGUCAAAGCCAACUUCAUAGAGAACAGUAAUAAAUUUAACUAUUUGAACCUGUAACGUUUAUCGGUAGUGCAAUUUCGUACGCUCCUUAUGAGUGUGCGAAAUGGAAUGUAGGGAAGUGCUCGGGGCUGGCGCUUUUAAAGAAUUUAGGCGACACAGGAUUAUAUGAUAAAAUAAAAUAACAAGUUUUCAUUGAA